This is a messenger RNA of Anopheles arabiensis, 3513 nucleotides long. Its product is annotated as probable G-protein coupled receptor Mth-like 3. The record is from RefSeq and is a predicted model, not a curated record. The transcript is spliced from 6 exons. Gene Ontology annotation, cellular component: membrane. Gene Ontology annotation, molecular function: G protein-coupled receptor activity. Gene Ontology annotation, biological process: G protein-coupled receptor signaling pathway; cell surface receptor signaling pathway. NCBI's taxonomy places the organism in Eukaryota, Metazoa, Arthropoda, Insecta, Diptera, Culicidae. The coding region runs from base 517 to 2100 and encodes 527 amino acids.
UGUGUGUGAUGCUGUUCUACAGCCGGUUCUAUGCUGAAGUGAUCUUGAUCAUUUACUGUACACUCAUUCAAAUUAAAGUCGUCCACGGUGACCAGAUGGAUCCCUUUGAUUGUCUCGCUGCAGAACGGAUCGAUCUAACGGAGGGUGUUCCAGAUCAAACACAACACACACCACCACCGGACAACAUCGCAGCAGUACGCGUUCGACCGUGGCCGCGAGCUGUUCCUCUUCCUGGACUUCCUGGUUUGGGGAGUUGUGUUGCGCGAAAAAAGGGUGUGCAAGCGUUGCUAUGGUUGUAGUAGCAUGCGGGCAGCAGCAAGUAGGCGGUGCAGUGAUGAUUGAUUAGUAAGUGUGAUUAAAAAAGCAAAACCGUGUGUGUGUGUGUGUGUUUUGAUGACUUAAAUGAUAGGGUCUGAACGGUGCGAAAGUAAAGCGUGUUAAUAAAACAAGGGUCACAAAUUCUUACGGUACAAAUUGGGUUCGGGCGCGCGCGUCAAAAGCCCCAAGUGAGCUGUGAUGAUGAUGUGCGGUGAAGUGACGCAACGUGUGCCUUCUUAUCGGGGCAUGAUGAGACCACGUCUGGCACAGCGGCGGCAAUAUUGGUGGUGGCAUUCGAUGGCAUUGCUUUGCCUUGGGACGCUGGUCCUCCGUAUCGGUGACGUCGCUGCAGCAAAAACUCCCUGUCCGUUGGUGGAGUCCGUCGAUAUUAGCAACGGCGUGGAGAAUGCAGACGGUUCCAUCGAGCUGGAUGGCGUUCGGUACGGGUCCAAUCAGUACUUUCGCGAUGCCAACUCAACCGUCCGCGGAUGUGUGUGUCUCGUGCGCCAGUGUCUGCACAUCUGCUGCCCAAUGGGGUCGCCCGAAGGGGAACCCUGUCCACCGGUGGCGCUGAACGUGAACUUCUCCAUGACUCCGGAUGGGACGGUGCACGAUGUGCGCAACCUGCUGGACAGCCCGAACUACCAUCUGCUUUACUUCAAUCCGGAAUGUUCGGGUUCAUUGCUAACACUACACGGGAAAGACUACAUCGUGCGAUCGGACGGAUUGCUGGCGUACGGUGCGUCGACGUACGACUAUCGGCACUACUGCUUGCAAGCCCAAGCCGGCGAACCGACCGCACUCGCCGGUUACUGUGAAAUGGUGGAUGUACUCGCGAUGCAUCGCAUGUACUCGAUCGGCAUCAUCCUGUCGCUUCCCUUCCUGGUGGCAACGUUCGUCGUGUACGCCCUGCUGCCCGAGAUGCAAAACAUCCCCGGCAAGUCGCUGAUGUGCUACGUGGCUUGCCUGACCGUCGGCUACCUGCUGCUGGCGCUGUUGCGCUUCAGCGUGUACAGCUACCGAUCGGGCUGGUGCGUCGCGACCGGGUAUCUGGUGUACGCGGCCCUGCUCGCCAGCUUCUUCUGGCUGAACGUGAUGGCGUUCGAUAUUUUCUGGACGUUCGGGGGCAGCCGGGGCCGGUCGAGCGAGCGGCGCAAGUUCCUGUACUACAGCCUGUACGGGUGGGGUGCACCGCUGGCGAUCGUGGCGCUUGUAGCCCUGCUGGACAACACCGAGUUCGUACACGAGUCGAUGCGGCCCCAGAUCGGUGCGGAGCAGUGCUUCGUCAGCACGGAGAUGCUGAUUGGGUUCCUGUACAUGUAUCUUCCCAUGCUGCUGCUCGUGAGUGCCAAUGUGACGUUCUUUGCCGUGACGGCGUACCGCAUCUUUCGCAUGGAGCAGGCGACCGCUUCCGCCCUGUCUGGGGAAUCCCGGCGCCACACCAAGUACGAGAAGGAUCGCAACAGAUAUAGUUUGUAUUUGCGGCUGUUUAUCAUCAUGGGCGUGACCUGGACGGUGGAGUUCGUUACCUGGCUGGUGCGCGAACCGUCCUGGUUGAUCUAUCUGGUCGAUAUCUGCAACUGUCUGACGGGCAUCUUCAUAUUCGUGCUGUUUGUGUGGAAGCAAAAGGUGAAGCAGCUGCUGCUGAAACGAUUCGGUUUCUCCCAGGCCUCCGCCAGUCGGAACGAUCAGCACACCAACAGCACCAUCAGCACGACGCGUACGACCGACCUGAAGGCAAACGCGGAGACGCGCCUGACGGAUGUGACUCACGGGAAUUGAUGGAAUGUUUACACAAUGGACGCGAGCACGACGCACCGACCGAGCGACCGACCGGCUGCAGCAGUUAAUGUAUUCGCGAAAACCGCGGGCUAAUGUACUGCCGUCUUCAAUUGGUGAUCGACCAUUGUUUCAUGUACGGAUGAUGAUUGACCAUUAGGCGUGCGAGCAUGGCCAUGAUCACCAACCUUAACUGGCAAUCAGUGCAAGUAUAUCGUUAUUUGCUUUUUUAUGGCACAUUUCGUCUGAUCUUUUGGGGAAGGUUUAAGUGUGUGUGUGUGUGUGGAGCGUGCGAAAUGAUGCAUCUUCGAUCACAUGACCUCAUUGUAUUGUAGGGCUUUCCUUUUCUGUCGAUAUCGGAUAAAGACUUUCUUCACAGAUAAACAGUCAUUGACUACAUCGUUUUGAAAAAAAGCAUUAAAUUUAUGAAUCCUUCCUCUUCUAUUUGGCUUAAUGUCCUAUAGGGACCUGUUGGCAUAUAUUGGCUUUUGAGACUUAAUUCAGUAUAACUUACCCGUAUAGUAAGUCCUUGCUACGAGGGGACGAUCCAUUCUAGGGUUGACCCCAUGACGAGCAUGUUGUUGAGUCGUACGAGCCGUACGUAAAAUAAUCGUUAAGUAUUCCAAAGUCACACGCAACACGAAUGGAAUAGCGAAUACUCAUGCAAAAACUGGUAAAUCGAUAGGAACAAUUCAAACUGUUGAAAUAUUUCACAGCUGCUUUGAAAUAUUUCAAAUCGAGUCGGUCGAGCAACAGUUUCAUCGAGUUUCAUUUAAAAAUUUAACUCCAACCGUCAUUUCCAAUCACGUUUUGGCGGGAGAUUUUGAUAAGAAGAACAACAAAUAUGCAAAAAUACUUACCUAAUUGUAUGUUUAACUGUAAUCGACUAAAUUAUAUGAAAAGUUACUUAACGAGCAUCAAGCAUUUGAACAAUAGUUAUUCGAAAAUAGCUUAAUGUAAGACAUUCGCAAUGUAAAUCAGUGUUAAUUCCUUGUACUCUUCAGAGUAGUUCUAUCUACCUCUCUAUAUCCAGAUUAAACUAUUCCAGUUAGAUACGCGAAGAAGUACAAGCGAUCGCACCAACAGCCACAAUGACUCACCAACAUGCAUGCAUUAAAGUGAUUCAUAAAUCUUGAUAUUUUCAACGCAUUAGGUAAACACAACCAUGCAGAGCCAGAUAACAACCAUCUGUUGCUAGUGUGCGCUCUUUACAUUCUGUAUAUUUUGGUAUGUUUUGUGCGGUAUCGUCGCUGGUCGUUUGAAUUCAACUACAAAACUGCUUUGUACGUUUUGAAAUAGUGUAUGUUUAGUUUACGAAUUUUACAACAACACAACGUGUAAAGAGUAUUGCAUCGAUACAAGAGAUAGUAGUAUUGUGUUAAGCCGAAGAAUAAAUCUUUAAUUGUUCAAUGUCAA